Exaiptasia diaphana is the source of this 2864-nucleotide messenger RNA. Its product is annotated as origin recognition complex subunit 3. Gene Ontology annotation, molecular function: DNA replication origin binding. Gene Ontology annotation, cellular component: nuclear origin of replication recognition complex; DNA replication preinitiation complex; nuclear pre-replicative complex. Bases 455 to 2644 code for a protein of 729 amino acids. Gene Ontology annotation, biological process: DNA replication; DNA replication initiation. The record is from RefSeq and is a predicted model, not a curated record. The transcript is spliced from 24 exons. NCBI's taxonomy places the organism in Eukaryota, Metazoa, Cnidaria, Anthozoa, Actiniaria, Aiptasiidae.
UGUUUUGAGGACACAUCUGAGUAUUUCAGUAAUAAUGCUGGAAAUACUGAAACUGGCUGGAAACGCGAAGACGAGGGAAGUAGAUCUUAUUGUUUUCAGACCAAAUAAUAUUCAACUUUCGGAUUUUACUUUUCAAAAUGCCUACAGAAUACAUACUUGAAAUGUACACUUUGUAAUGAUUUCCUUUUCUGACUCAGUUUUCUAGAAGGUGAAAUGCUCAUAAAUAACGCGCCGCUUCUACGUAGAUAUCCCGCUAGUUCUCAUAACAAAUCAUACAGAAAAACCUUUUCCAUUCAAUCACGCAUGUUCACGCGAAUAACCAUAAGCAGGUCGGCACAAUAAAAAUCAGGGGACAAAUGGUCUGGUAUUUGGUGGCUGUUAGACAUGUCACGCACUGGGGGGACUGGUGAAGAAGGCGCGAAAUUUCUAAAACACGUGACAGUAAAACGACAACAUGGCUGCUGGGUCGACAAGUUCUGUCUCGAAAGGAUGCUUUCUUUUUAAAAGAGAUAUCUCCAUAUCACCAAGGAAAAGACGAUACACCAAUGCUACAGAUCUUAUUGAUCAGUUUGAGGGCGAAAGUGAUGAGAACGUCUCCCAAAGGUACGAGAAUUUCAGGUUUUACUGGAAGCAAGCACUUACCAAAAUUGAGGAGCUUCAAUCAGACAGUAAAAUAUUCAGUCAAAUAGUUGAAUAUAUCAAAAGAGCACACACCAAGACUAACGAGAAACAUGGCGUUAUAAGUGAAAUCCCCACAGCUGUCUUGAUAACGGGUGUGAACAUGCCUGACCAUGACAUUAUAUUCAAUCAGUUGGCUAAAGAUUUAUUGGAUAUCACUCCUUAUAUAGCAGUGUUGCACUCUAAGGACUGCUCUUCAAUAAAGUUUAUGCUCAAGAAUUUGAUUUUAMAAUUUAUGAACUGUGAUGAAGAGGAUGAUGAAGGUGAUGAAAGUGCAGCAACUAGUCACAAACAAAGGUUACAUUCCUACACAAUGGCACAAUUCAGUAGCUGGUAUAAAGCCAAAUGUCAGAUGGGUGAAUCACCAACAAAAAGUACAAGCACAAAGAAGACACCAAAGAAAAAAACAUCAGUUACACCCACAUCAGAUUAUCCUCCACUUGUUAUGAUAUUUGAGGACUUUGAAGGCUUCCAACCAACUGUUGUGCAAGACUUUGUGACUAUCUGCAAUCAAUACUGCCAAGAUAUACCUUUAGCACUAGUAUUUGGAGUGGCUACUUCUGUAUCUGCUGUACAUCAAGCUCUUCCUCACAGUGUUUCUACUCUUCUUUCAAUUGAACGGUUCCAGUCACAACCAUCAUUUACCUGUCUUAUUGAAAUCAUAUCUAAGGUCUUAAUGACUGCUAAGCUGCCAUUUAAACUUGGUGCCAAAGUMUUUCGAUUUCUUUAUGAGAAUUUCUUAUUCCAUGAUUUUUCUCUUCAAAACUUCAGCACAGGACUUCAGUUCUGUAUGAUGGAGCACUUUUAUGAAAACCCUGCAAGUGUACUCUGCUGUGAUCCUGAAGAAAGAACAAAUCUUGUCAAUAACCUUAACCAUGAAGAUGUAGAGAUUUUCCGUAGAAGGCCAUCAUUUAGAAAAUUUGUAGAGAGAAGUGAGCCAGAAGAAAUAAUGAAAUUGCUCCAAGAUGAUGAUUAUACCAAGAAUGUAAUAGAGAAUCUUCUCAAUGACCUUGAUGAAUAUCAUUGGUAUUUCUUUCCUGUACUUGAAUGCCUACAUGCAAUGACCGCCAAUUUACCAAAACAUCCACUAGGUAGAAAAGUGCGAGAUGUCUAUGAGUGUUGUUUAUCAAGUCCUGUGAUUGACCAGGAUAUUUAUAAAGAAUGCAUGUCACUAUUAAGGAUUUACUCUAAAGAUGAGCUAGUGCCACUGCUAGAAAAGUGURUUGACAUCAUAUCACAAGUAGUCARUGAUACACAUUCAAAACAGUUUUGCAAAGAUUUAGAGGAACCAAGAAAUCAACUAUGCUCCUUUGUGGAACAAUUUGCAACUAUUGGAGAAAGACCAAAUGAGCAAUCUUCUGCUUCAUCAUCAAAUCCACACAAAGGGAAAACAUCAAAAAUUAUCAGCAGAUUUGAGUUACAAGAGAAAUUAAAAACUGCAGCACAACAGAAACGAAAGGAUACCCCGUUUGAUCAAUUAAGACAAGARGUGGUUAACUAUCUAGAGGAAUUAUUUAGGAAAUAUUUGAGAUGUCCCACCACCCUGCCUCUUCAUGAAGUUUUCUAUUUCAACUCUAUCCAAUCAGUGAAACAGCACCUUAUAGGCAUGCCCAGAGUUGCCAUACAGACUGCAUUAACCAACCCUCACCAUUACCUAAAGUGCGAGUGUUGUGAAAUAGAGUCAGGGACCAUUCAAGAUUCAUUACCCGAUGUGUCAAUAGCCUACAAGCUUCAUUUAGAAUGUGGAAGGYUAAUUAACUUAUAUGACUGGCUGCAGGCAUUCAGYGUAGUUUUGGACCCCGAAUCAAAUAAUUCCAAGAAAAUGACAAAGAAAAAGAAAAAAUCUAAUGAAGAACUGCAAGCACGCUUCAUCCAAGCUGUGUCAGUUUUACAAUUCUUAGGUUUUGUAAAAUCAACCAAAAGAAAGACAGAUCAUGUACAAAGACUCACUUGGGGUGGAUGUUGAUGAACUAAAAUUAAUAUAAUUAUGUGAGAAGUUAUUUAGAAAAGAAGUAUCAAAGGUGCCUGAUAUAGKUGAAAGAAUUACAACUUUUAUUUAUAAAUAUAAUGUUAAAAAGAUAAGCUACACCUGUAAGACUUGACAUGAAUCUUCAUAUAGAUCUACAAAUGUUAAUGACAUCUCAUUGGAAAACUUGUAUUAAAAAAUAAAAAUGUUUUUGUUUAUG